Ceratina calcarata is the source of this 670-nucleotide messenger RNA. RefSeq lists its product as uncharacterized. Bases 156 to 644 code for a protein of 162 amino acids. Lineage: Eukaryota; Metazoa; Arthropoda; Insecta; Hymenoptera; Apidae. The transcript has 3 exons. The record is from RefSeq and is a predicted model, not a curated record.
UUUUGAAAAAUGCGUUUCUAAAGUGCAUAAACUUUUGGGAUUGACUAUAUAGCCAAUACAUCCUUAAAUCGUACUGUAUCGCGUCCAAGUGUCCAGUACAUGUUUCAUUUGUUAAUAUCAGUUACGAUUCGACAUUUACAAAUAAUAUUGUCAAAAUGAACAGCAAAAGUUAUACGAAUACGACGAACAGCGAUAAAAUCGAAUGCACUCAAAUCGUGCAGAAGAGAGUUAGAAGCAUGAUGCAGUUCAAAAAUUACGAUUGGAAGAUGUCCUACAAUCUUAUUAAUACUGACCAGGACAAUAUUAUCCUGCGACGUAAAGCGACUCACAUACUUUUCUCUUAUAAAGAACAAUUGCCAAAUAUUUGUCCGGCUAACUUGAAAAUAUUGAAAGACACCAUUCCGCAAGACAAGAGACCAGAUGACGAUUUGCAAUCCAAAGAUGUAGACUUUGAGGAACAUGAAGCUCAUCUAGAUGAACGCGCCAGCGAUUUAAGCACGAUGCCGAAAAUUAGUACCUGGAACGAGUAUAAAAAAUUGCUAGAAUUAUCAAAGUCACGGCCGGAUAAACCUUGUACGAAACCGUAUAUAACGGAUGCUACAUUCUUGCCAAAGAUUCGCAUUGACCAACACGUGUAUUUAUAAAAGAAUUAAAGAUUGCUACGAUAUAA